This is a messenger RNA of Plenodomus lingam JN3, 480 nucleotides long. RefSeq lists its product as uncharacterized. The record is from RefSeq and is a predicted model, not a curated record. Lineage: Eukaryota; Fungi; Ascomycota; Dothideomycetes; Pleosporales; Leptosphaeriaceae.
AUGCUUCGCUCCUCCAUCAUUACCGCUGUUGCUGCCUUUGGCGCAUCAGCUCUGGCUCAAGGCAACCUGCUCUCCCAGAUCCCCCAAUGUGCUCAAACUUGCUUCGGCAACAACGUUGGCUCAUGUGGGCCCCUUGACAUUGCCUGCAUUUGCGGUAACUCGGCUGUCAUCAACACCGUCUCUUGCUGUGUCUUUGCCACUUGCCCCGAGUCGGACAUCCAGAGCACCAUCGGCUUCGCUACCAACCUCUGCAACCUCCAGAACGUCCAGGUUGACACCACACCCGACUGCCCAGCCAACAACAACGGCACAGCUACUGGGCCAGGCAACUCCACCUCUACAUUGCCUGGAAGCAACACCAACGGCUCCAGCCCAUCGCCCAGCCCUGGUCAAUCGAGUAGCGCCGCCGCACCUCUCCAACAGGCAAGUGUUGGCCUUGGUCUCGGAGCCAUCGUGGCCCUUUUGUUCGCCUACCUGUGA